Hibiscus syriacus is the source of this 1235-nucleotide messenger RNA. Its product is annotated as glycosyltransferase BC10-like. The transcript is spliced from 2 exons. Bases 74 to 1216 code for a protein of 380 amino acids. The record is from RefSeq and is a predicted model, not a curated record. Gene Ontology annotation, cellular component: membrane. Lineage: Eukaryota; Viridiplantae; Streptophyta; Magnoliopsida; Malvales; Malvaceae. Gene Ontology annotation, molecular function: glycosyltransferase activity.
UUUCGUUAGGGAAUUCUACUCUCGCAUUAGAAGAAAGUUUCAUAUUACUAUAACUUCGUUGUUUCUGUUAUCAAUGGCUUCUUUUGUGGUUCUUCUCGGGACUUUCACGUUCAAGUUGUUGGUCUCGGAAGGCUCUUCUCCUUGCUUCCCUCGACUUAACCGAUUUCCUACGUCGAUGAGCUAUCCGUAUUCAUACAUUUUAUCUAACUUUGGUUUACCAUCAUCUCUUCCCCACCCGCCUUUCAACUCUUCUUUGGAAUUGAAAACUUUGAUACGCGCCCCGGACCACAACAGCACGUUGCAUUCAGUGACGGAUGAUCAGGAGGUGAAGCGACGUGCCAUUGUCGUAUGUCCAAAUGUGAUCGUGUCCUCGGGCAACACAACCCCGAAGGUGGCGUUCAUGUUUUUAAGCAGGGGAUCAUUGCCUUUAGCACCCCUUUGGGAAAAGUUCUUCAUGGGACAUGAAGGGCUUUACUCCAUUUACAUCCAUACAUCUCCGAAGUUCGUCGACGAGCCACCUGUAACCUCGGUGUUCUACAAGCGCAAGAUACCGAGCAAGCCUGUUCAAUGGGGAAACGCGACAAUGGUAGAUGCCGAGAGACGGCUGUUAGCCAAUGCGCUGCUCGACUGCGCCAAUGAAAGAUUCGUGUUGCUCUCGGAAACAUGCAUCCCGGUAUUCAACUUCACCACCGUUUACAACUACCUCAUUAACGCCAAGCAAAGCUUCAUUGGUUCAUUCGAUGAUCCCAGGCCAACCGGCCGUGGCCGUUACAACAAGCAGAUGUUGCCGAAGGUCUCGUUAGCCGAUUGGCGAAAAGGGUCGCAAUGGUUCGAGGUCAAUCGAAAGCUCGCCCUCAAUAUAAUAUCAGAUGAAAUGUACUACCCUCUGUUUAGAAACUAUUGCAACCCUCCAUGUUACGUAGAUGAACAUUACGUAUCAACUCUUGUCAACAAAAUCUCGCCGGAGCUUAACACGAAUCGGAGCAUCACUUGGGUUGAUUGGACUAACGGCGGUCCACACCCCACACAAUAUGAGAGAAAAGAUGUAUCAAUGGCAUUGCUGGAAGGAAUUAGGCAAGUAUCUAAUUGUACUUAUAAUGGUCAUACAUGCUCGAUUUGCUUCCUUUUUGCCAGGAAAUUUCAUCCCAACACACUGGAGUCGUUGCUUACAAUGGUUCCAGUAUUGUUCGGAUUUAAUGAAUCAAACACUAUGUAGGAGGUGAAAAGAUUGUGAG